Hypomesus transpacificus is the source of this 3093-nucleotide messenger RNA. RefSeq names its product endonuclease G (gene endog). The transcript is spliced from 3 exons. NCBI's taxonomy places the organism in Eukaryota, Metazoa, Chordata, Actinopteri, Osmeriformes, Osmeridae. Gene Ontology annotation, molecular function: RNA endonuclease activity; single-stranded DNA endonuclease activity; metal ion binding. The record is from RefSeq and is a predicted model, not a curated record. Gene Ontology annotation, cellular component: nucleus; mitochondrial inner membrane. Gene Ontology annotation, biological process: apoptotic DNA fragmentation. Bases 177 to 1100 code for a protein of 307 amino acids.
GCCCUUUAAAUUUACAGUGCUGUCGUCACAUUCACGCGCCACACACUGCUGCUUCAGGAAGCGGCUUGAGGAUAUGACACCUGCUUUAAGUUACUGACGAGCUUCGUAAACAUAUUUUUGGUGACAGUUAAUAAUUCAUUAUUUAUAUUAAAGUAAUCCUAUUUCUCGUUUAUAGAAUGUAUCGUUUUAUCUGUUCCAAGUGGUUUGUCUCCGGCGUGUCCUUGACAGUCGGUGUAGGUGUUGGUGCUUCUCUGAGAACGGUAGACACCGGAGAGAGCCAUGGGCUUCUCAGUCGGGUGCCCGUUAUUCCCAUACCGAACGUGGACGCAGCAACUGACAUUGUACCGCACCAAGGGGGCGGCGGUCAGAUGGGAGGCAACCGUUCAACAGCGGUUAUGAAGUACGGGUUCCCGUCUCUGGCCAACAUCAAGACCAGAGAGUCUUACGUUACGUCGUAUGACCCGAGGAACCGGACAGCUGCUUGGGUAAUAGAACACCUCACUCCUCAGACACUCACAGGAACUUCUGACAGGAGGUUCUGCGACUUUAAAGAGGACGAUUCGGUGCAUAUGUACCACCGAUCAACUAACGCGGAUUACAAAGGCAGCGGGUUCGACCGUGGUCACCUGGCCGCGGCAGGAAACCACAAAUGGAACCAGAAGGCAAUGGACGACACGUUCUAUCUUAGCAACGUCUCGCCUCAGCACCCUCAAAUGAACCAGAAAGGAUGGAACAAGCUGGAGCAGUACUCGCGCUCUCUCACCAAGCAGUACCUCAACGUGUUUGUGUGCACCGGACCCCUCUACCUGCCCAGGCAGGAGGCGGACGGCAAGUUGUACGUGCACUACCAGGUGAUUGGCCAUAACCACGUGGCCGUCCCCACCCACUUCUUCAAGGUGCUGAUCCUGGAGAAGCCUCGCGGCGAGGUGGAGCUCCGACCCUACGUGAUGCCCAACGUUCCCGUGGACGAGAACGUCCCGCUGGAACGCUUCCUGGUCCCCAUGGAGAGCAUCGAGAGGGCCUCCGGCCUGCUGUUUGUCCCCAACAUCAUGAAGAGAACCAGCAGCCUCCAGGCCGUCACUGCAGGCCCGGGGAAGUGACCUUGUACAGUCCACUUGUAGUCCAGUUGGCGUGUCAUAACCAGGAAACGUCUUCUGUUUCCUGGUCAGAGGUUGGACUAGUGAGACAAUAAUGGGGAAGGGAGGAAAGGUUAGAGGGGGGUGUUCUGGAACAGCCUGCGCAACAGGAAGUCGUGUGGUUGGCUGUUGUGUGGAGGUCAGAGGUCACCUGGCCAGACAGAGACCUGAAGAUAUUCAGGGGCUAAACGUUGACUAUGAAAAAUCACUGUGACUUCACUUGUCAAAAACACUGUUAACAACAAUCACUGUUAUCAUUGUUUACUGUGUUGCUGCCCAUCCAGAUGGGGUACCACAAUGUUGUCAUGGAUGUUGUCAUGGAAAUGAUAAAUACAUUUAACGUGUGUCGUCGUGUCACUUUAUCUGACUGUGGGUAACAUUCCUCAGUUCUUUCCUACGUCAGGGUAUUCCUGUGGUCAGCGUAUUUGUCCAGGGGUGUGUGAAUAUAUGUAUGUGUGUGUGUGUGUGUGUGUUUCUGUAUCCAUCCAUGAGGAAGAGACUGAAGCGUCUUUGUCAGUUGAGCUGGAAUGUAGCAGAGAAUCACGAGGACGAAGUUAGAGGUAAUCAGUGGGGAUGUUGUUCAGGAUUUGUGUUUGUGGAAAGCAAAGCUGGCACUUCGGUAGAGGGGACAGCAGGCACGACAACACAACAGCUCGGUGGAAUUACACGUUGACGUAUGUUUGGUUUUAUCUGUUUAGUUUAACUGUAUUGUUGAGGCGUUCCCACAGAGGACACUAGACACGACUGUACGAUAAGACGUCUUGGUCAAAGCUGUGUGGUGCACCGUCUUAAAGUCACAGCGGAAAAACCUCUGGAGACAUGGUAUGUUUGGUCAUUCUCUUAAUCUAGCUGGAUUUAGCUUGAUAACUUUCAGUGGAAGUUUAUUUAUUUGAUUAAAUGUAUUUACGAAAUUAGGUUUGUAGUUAAGUAAGGAGAAAGACAGGAUCCAUACCACUGAACACAUUAAAAUUAAGACUACAUUUGUCCUAUCUUGUCAGAACAACAAAGUAAUAGAAAUAUAAAAAAGCGAGGAACUAUUCAGAGUUGAGUAUACAUGACUGUUCUACUGUGUUUAUCAGUCCCUCUGUUGUCGUCUGACCUGCAGGUGAUGGGUGAUGCGUAUGCAGAGGGUCUGGGCUCACGGUUCUGGUUAUAGACGGCACAGAACAGGCCUGGACUCGCUAUCACGCCAGAACCAGUGUCUCCAGGCUCUGGACUGGUGCUGACCGUUGAGAAAAGGGAGAUUUCUCACUCUUCCACCUGUUCAGAUAAAAGUGGCGAGUCGAGACAAGAAACUAAAGAAGUAGAAUAGAAUUGUUUAACUGUUUUUCCCCCCCUGGAUCAACAGUUUUUGGUUUAAUCCUUGUACUUCCUUACUAUGACCCAGCAUCCAGACAUGGAUUAUAGAGCUGGUCCCUGACGGUUUUAGUUAUACUAAGGUCCUCCUGCAUGGUUUGCUCCUAUUCUGAAAUUGUGUGUGUGUGUGUGACAACCAUGGGGUGUGUGAUGUGUACCCCUCUGGACGACUUGUGUAACAUAUCGCUACGGCGACGAAGGAGGCGUCCGGUGGAGCUGCGGGAGUUUCCUCAGGCAGCGUACGAGGGUUACCAGCGCUACAGCAAGCUGGCCCACCUGACCCUCACCAGAGACCCUCUGCAGGGCCACAACUGGUACGGCGCCAGGUACUGACCUCACCUGGUCCAGCUGCACUGAUCUCACCUGGUCCAGCUGCACUGAGCUCACCUGGUCCAGCUGCACUGAUCUCACCUGGUCCAGCUGUACUGACCUCACCUGGUCCAGCUGCACUGAGCUCACCUGGUCCAGCUGUACUGACCUCACCUGGUCCAGCUGCACUGAGCUCACCUGGUCCAGCUGCACUUGCUCUACAGCAACACAGGGGGAAGAAGUUUUUUUUCUUCACAAUCCACUAAAAUCCCUUGUGUUUCCUUUAAUAUUU